AUGCGGCUGCCUUUCUCGCGCCUCUUUGUUCUGGCGUUGUGCAGCGCUGCUGCGCACGCUGAGAUCUUCGACUACGACGUAGGGACCACUGAGGGGAAAUGCACCAAAGCGCAGCUGAUGAAAAUAGACGAGCUGAUUGAUGAUUGCAAUGCUCUGGUGGAAGCUGCAAUGUGGGCUAUUGAGCAACAUUCGCAAGGGCAAGCAAGCGCGGGUGUAUUAACAUUAUUUACCUCUUACUUUGGUAUCGAAUGGGAUUGGAAUAUAGAGGGUGGAUUUGCAGAUGCAGUUUCCGCUGACGCCUGGAGCAACAUCAUCUACACGUUUCAGGAGAUUCAGGUGUUUCUCCAGGGCGCCGACCUUAGCCCAUAUGCCUCAAGCGACCCCUCGCAGAAACCCUAUAUCUUCUGUGGUGAAGGGAACUAUGAGCGCUGGGACUGGUACGAUGAAGCAUUGGACCAGGACAUGGAACCCAUUCCGAAAGCACGGCUUUACGGAGGCGGCUACUACACUGUCAAAGAAAUGUACGGCGCUGAGUUUACUGAACAAAAUGUGUUUUACUCUCUGAAGGACAAGGGUUACUUGUUCUCGAACGGAGACGGCUGUCAACCCUACGUGAAUAGCGAGGGAGUGACAUCGGUGUCGGUUGCGUUCACCUCAAGGCCCGUUAAAGCGAGGACAAAUCCGUCAGAACCGCAGACCGUGUUGCCUCCAUCGCUGACACUGUGCCCCGCUACACUUGAUGCGCCUAGCAAUAACGAGCCGGCUCUGCUCUCCGAUAUCACAUACCCAACGCCGGAGGCCCCGGUUGCUCUGGAUUCGAUGGUAACACAGUCUGCGAGUAUGUUUCAUGAGCUGGCGCACCUAACGACGGACUAUGUGGUGGACUACUGGUACCCACUGAACGUGGUUAUCGCAAAUGCCGUCUACUCCUCGGAUCAGGGGGGCACCCUUGCGAGCAGAAACGCCGAAUCGUAUAUGUACUUUGCCCUGGCAGUCUGGUUUUACAAGAAUGCUCCGAGUGGAACGACUCCUGCAACUUUCUACCGGGGCAUGUCAAACGACCCGAUCAGGAUUCCAGAUAAUUAA
Talaromyces atroroseus is the source of this 1086-nucleotide messenger RNA. RefSeq lists its product as hypothetical. NCBI's taxonomy places the organism in Eukaryota, Fungi, Ascomycota, Eurotiomycetes, Eurotiales, Trichocomaceae. Gene Ontology annotation, molecular function: metallopeptidase activity. Bases 1 to 1086 code for a protein of 361 amino acids. The transcript has 3 exons. The record is from RefSeq and is a predicted model, not a curated record.